Molecule: messenger RNA, 336 nt
Organism: Acanthoscelides obtectus
Lineage: Eukaryota; Metazoa; Arthropoda; Insecta; Coleoptera; Chrysomelidae
Source: the annotation of a GenBank genome assembly
AUGAUUGUUACAUUUUCUGAUUCUGGUUGGAUAAAUGGGUCAAUAUUUGUUCAUUAUCUGCACCACUUCAUUUCUUUUGUUAGACCAACAAAAGAAGAUCCAGUAUUAAUUGUGCUCGAUAAUCACGAGAGUCAUAUUAGCCUUGGAGCAUACCAGCUUUUUCGAGAACACAACCUGCAUGUUCUUUCCUUGAAACCCCAUGUAUCUCACAAAAUGCAGCCACAGGAUUUGACUGUCUUCAGUUCGAUAAAGAAUGCAUACAAUCGGCAAUGUGAACUCUAUAAGGUUAACAAUCCUGGAAAACGUAUAACCCAAUACGAGGUUGGAGAAUUAUAA